This is a messenger RNA of Zophobas morio, 1542 nucleotides long. Its product is annotated as ATP-dependent DNA helicase PIF1-like. Lineage: Eukaryota; Metazoa; Arthropoda; Insecta; Coleoptera; Tenebrionidae. Gene Ontology annotation, molecular function: DNA helicase activity. The record is from RefSeq and is a predicted model, not a curated record. The transcript is spliced from 14 exons. The coding region runs from base 558 to 1541 and encodes 327 amino acids. Gene Ontology annotation, biological process: telomere maintenance; DNA repair.
ACUUUUCACAACCCAAGGAUACUUCCAUUGAACAAUCUAAUUUUAAACCACGAUUUACCGAAAAUUUUGCGGAUAGUAAAACGAAUGAAAAAACUUAUGAACAGAACCGCUCUAGCAACUUAGAGGAGCUCUCUGGCUCUCGUAAUUCUGAUUUUGGAACGGGAAAUCUAGAAAGGAGAAAGGAAAAAUGUGAAGCUUUCCCUGCCUAUGAGAGCAUACCACGCGAGGAUCAAUUAAACCAAGAGCAGAAACUUGUAGUACAGAGCGCACUUCAAGGUGAAUCUUUUUUUCUUACGGGUGCGGCCGGCACAGGGAAGUCCUUUCUUCUCCGCUUUUUAGCUGACAAACUGCAAUCGCUCUAUGGUUCCAGUGCUGUCGCUGUGACGGCUUCCACUGGAAUAGCAACCUGCCCACUUAAAGGCCAAACCUUGCAUUCUUUUUCUGGUAUUGGGUUAGGUAAAGGUACAGCGGAAACAGUAGCCUUCCAGGCUUUAUAUAACCGCAAACUUUGUGAUAGAUGGAAAAACACCAAAGUGUUAAUCAUCGACGAAGUAAGCAUGAUAAGUGGGGAAGUUCUCCAACUGGUCAAUGCUGUGGCUCGAGCCUGUCGAGGAUCUUCGCUGCCUUUUGGUGGAGUGCAACUGGUGGUGGUUGGGGACUUCUACCAGCUCAGCCCGGUGGAUGCCGAAAAGCACAGUUUCGCGUUCGAGUCGCCCUUGUGGAACGAUGCCAUAAAAACAGUUCAUGUGUUGAAAUCGGUUCAUCGACAGCGCACUGAUCCCGCUUUUAUAAAAAUUCUGAACGAACUUCGUGUUGGCUUUGUGUCCGAAGAGACAGCUGCCUUGUUGAAAGGCAGAGAGCUCCCCCUCUUGAGUGAAACCGGCAUAGUGCCUACCAGACUAUAUCCACUCAAUCGAGACGUCAACGAAGAAAAUAAUUCUCGCUUGAGAGAACUUCCUGGACCUUGUCGCACUUUUACUUCUGUAGAUAGCUCUGAAUAUUUAGUGAACUCGGAGAGUUUAACUCAGAUUCUAGAUCGGCAAACCAACGUGCAGUCCACCAUUCACUUGAAGAUCGGUGCGCAGGUUGUUCUUCUAAAAAAUUAUCUGCCAGACAAUCUGGUUAACGGUUCGCGAGGCGUUGUUGUGGGAUGGGACGAAAGGGACAGCAAUUUUCCUGUGGUUAAGUUUCAGAACGGCAUAGUUAUGGAGGUGGGCCCUGCCAGGUUUGAGGCGUUCACUUACUAUAGCGGCGAGUGCAUUCGUGAGCAGGUCCCGCUGAAGCUUGCUUGGGCGCUGACUGUCCACAAAAGUCAAGGAAUGACGUUGGACUUGGUGGAGUGCCACUUAGCCAACGUGUUCGACUACGGCCAGGUCUACGUCGCUCUAAGCAGAGUUCGCCAUCUAAAAGGCUUGAGGAUUCUAGAUUUCCGUCCAGAAUCUGUAAAAGUUCAUCCAAAGGUGGAAGAGUUCUACCGUUGUUUAAGUAAAGAGAAAAGGAAGCAGAUCCAGUUGUUGAAGCAAGCGCAGUGGAAACAGUAGU